CCACAGUUCAAAAAUACACCUACCAGCCGCUCCAAAGCUCACUGAUGAACAUUUUGUACUUUUUUGUUUUAAUCUGUACACAAAAGGAAAUAAAAAACAACAACAUUUGUUUCUUCAGUAGGCCUGACUGUUAUAACACAAAGAGCCAAACCCAGGAAAACAAAAAUCAUGCCCUCAUGCUCACCCCCUGUUUUUAAGUACGUUAUUAAAUAUGAAUCACUGAUUUAGUUUAGACAAACCAGCAGUAAACAGGAAUAAUCAGUCAGCUUCAUCUGGAGCAGCAGGAUUUUACACAUCAGUCAUUCAACACUGAAUGAAAGAGGGCAUUCAUCAGAGUCUGAAAAGUAGUCCAGAAUCACCUCCCUCCCUGACGAGCUGCAUUCUCUGCAGAUCAGCAGGUGAAGCUGAACAGAAGAAACAGUGUUCAGGUUUGGAUUGGAGCUGAGCUUUUAUCUGUUGUGAGGAAGUGAAACUCUCAGACGUUCACCGUCUCUGAGAAGUGAAAAUGGCUCAGCGAGGAGUUCAGCCGGACAAAGAGAAGUUCUGCUGUCCGAUCUGUCUGGAUCUACUGAAGGAGCUGAUUAUUCCCUGUGGGCACAGCUACUGCAUGAGCUGUAUUAAAAAACACUGGGAUGAAGAGGAGCAGAAGAAAAUUCGCAGCUGUCCUCAGUGCAGAAAGGGCUUCAUACCGAGGCCUGUCCUGGUGAAAAACACCAUGUUAGCAGAGGUAGUGGAGCAUCUGAAGAAGACUGGACUCCAAGCUGCUCCUCGUCAUCACUGCAACACCGGACCUGGAGAUGUGUCCUGUGAUGUCUGCACUGGGAGGAAGCUGAAAGCCACCAAGUCCUGUCUGCAGUGUCUGGCCUCUUACUGUGAGCUCCACCUCCAGCCUCAUUAUGAAUCCCCGACUUUUCAAAAACACAAGCUGGUCGAAGCCUCAGCAAAGCUCCAGGAGAACAUGUGCUCUCGUCACCAUGAGGUGAUGAAGAUGUUCUGUCGCACCGAUCAGCAGGGUAUCUGUUAUCUCUGCUCUGUGGAUGAACAUAAAGGCCACGACACAGUCUCAGCUGCAGCAGAGAGGACUGAGAAGCAGAGAGAGCUCCGGGCGAGUCGGCAAAACAUCCAGCAGAGAAUCCAGGACAGAGAGAAAGACGUGAAGCUGCUUCAGCAGGAGGUGGAGGUCAUCAAUCGCUCUGCUGAUAAAGCAGAGAGGGACAGCGAGACGGUCUUCACCCAGCUGGUCCGACUCAUCGAGAAAAGAAGCUCCGAAGUGAAGCAGCAGCUCAGAUCCCAGCAGGAAACUGAAGUGAGUCGGGCCAAAGAGCUUCAGGAGAAGCUGGAGCAGGAGAUCACUGAGCUGAGGAGGAAAGACUCUGAGCUGGAGCAGCUCUCACACAUAGAGGAUCACAGCAGGUUUCUACAGAGUUACCCCUCGCUGUCACGACUAGUGAGCCUACAGACUCACCCAGCAUCAAUAUCCGUCCUCUCAGGUACUUUGAGGAUGUGACGGCGGCUGUGUCAGAGGUCCGAGAUAAACUACAGGACAUUCUUACUGAGGAAUGGACCGAGAUCUCACGGACAGAGACUGAAGUUCGUGUUUUAAUGACACCAGCAGAGCCCGAGACC
Siniperca chuatsi (mandarin fish) is the source of this 1626-nucleotide messenger RNA. RefSeq names its product tripartite motif-containing protein 29-like. Gene Ontology annotation, molecular function: zinc ion binding. NCBI's taxonomy places the organism in Eukaryota, Metazoa, Chordata, Actinopteri, Centrarchiformes, Sinipercidae. The record is from RefSeq and is a predicted model, not a curated record.